AGCUGAGCGGUCUGGCGGAGGGGACGCGUGGGGCCCGGCGGCGGCGCCCCGGGCUGCUCCCGCCGCCCCGCCCCGCUCCGGGGCAGCGCCGGGAGAGCCCAGAACCCAGGCGCGGGCGCGUUCCUGCGCCAUGCUGGCCGGGGCGCUGCUCCGAGUCCUCUGUUGCAGCCUCCUGGUCGUGUCCGCGCGCGCCGGCUACUCGGAAGACCGCUGCAACUGGAGGGGCAGCGGACUGACCCAGGAGCCUGGCAGCGUGGGGCACCUGGCCCUGGCCUGCACCGAGGGCGCCAUCGAGUGGAUGUAUCCCGCCGGGGCGCUCCACCUGACCCUGGGCAGCCCCGAACUAGGCGCGCGGCCCACUAUCGCCUGCCUGCGCUCCUCGAGGCCCUUCGCAGGGGCCCAGGUCUUCGCAGAACUGCCCGGAGGCACCUUGGAGCUGCUGCUGGCCGAGGGCCCGGGCCGGGCCGGGGGUCGGUGCGUGCGCUGGGGUCCUGGUGAGGGCCGGGCCCUUUUCCUGCAGGCGACCCCACACCCAGACAUCAGCCGCCGCGUAGCUGCCUUCCGCUUUGAGCUUCGCGAGGACAAGCAUCCGGAGCUGCCCCCGCAGGCCCAGGGCCUUGGUGUGGAUGGUGCCUGCAGGCCCUGCAGCGACUCGGAGCUCCUCCUGGCAGCAUGCACCAGUGACUUUGUGAUCAAUGGGACCAUCUAUGGGGUCACCCAUAACACAGAGUCGCAGGAGUCUGUCAUCACUGUGGUAGCCACCCGCAUUCUCCGCCAGAUGCUGCCACUGUUCCAGGUGGGGGGCUCUGAGGGCCAAGGGCAGGCCUCCAUCCACACCCUCCUGCAGUGUGGUGUCCGUCCUGGCCCAGGAACCUUCCUCUUCAUGGGCUGGAGCCGCUUUGGCGAGGCCUGGUUGGGCUGUGCCCCCCGCUCCCAGGAGUUCAGCCGUGCCUAUGCCACUGCCCACGCUGCCCACACUCACCCCUGUGAGGUGAAACUGGACUGAGGGAACUGGGGAAGACCAGUUGCACCUUCUCCUGGGGGAGGGGUGCCAAGGAAAGGUGACAUGAGGGUGGGGGGAUGGAGGGCCCCAGAUGGCAUCA
Perognathus longimembris pacificus (Pacific pocket mouse) is the source of this 1103-nucleotide messenger RNA. RefSeq names its product meteorin, glial cell differentiation regulator (gene Metrn). The coding region runs from base 131 to 1006 and encodes 291 amino acids. Gene Ontology annotation, molecular function: hormone activity. The transcript is spliced from 4 exons. The record is from RefSeq and is a predicted model, not a curated record. Gene Ontology annotation, biological process: positive regulation of axonogenesis; glial cell differentiation. Lineage: Eukaryota; Metazoa; Chordata; Mammalia; Rodentia; Heteromyidae.